Clonostachys solani is the source of this 1479-nucleotide messenger RNA. Lineage: Eukaryota; Fungi; Ascomycota; Sordariomycetes; Hypocreales; Bionectriaceae. The record is from the annotation of a GenBank genome assembly.
AUGUCCCAACCCAAGUUUCAAGAUCACUCUUUGUUUCAGGACAAGGCGUUCGUGAAUGGUCAGUGGGUUAGCGCAUCGUCUGGGCAGACGUUCUCUGUACAUGAUCCUGCUACAGGCGCCAUUAUUGGCACAUGCCCCGAGUUCAGUGGGACUGAUGUCGAAACAACAAUCCAAGCUGCUGCCCUAGCUCAGGAACAGUUCCAGUUCUCCGACACGAGGAACCGUGCAGCCAUCCUAGUGAAAUGGGCGCAGCUGAUGCGCGAGAAUCGUGAAGACCUCGCAAAGCUCCUUGUCUGGGAAAAUGGCAAGCCGCUGCCAGAGGCACGUGGGGAGAUCGAGUACGCUGCUUCGUUUUUAGACUGGUUUGCUGGAGAGGCUAUCCGCUCAUAUGGAGACGUGAUACAACCCGGCAACCCGGUCAACCGGGCUGUGACAAUAAGACAACCUGUGGGCGUCUGUGCACUCAUAACGCCAUGGAACUUCCCUGCUGCGAUGGUGACGCGGAAAGCGGGAGCGGCCAUAGCAGCCGGAUGCGCCGUUGUGCUCAAGGCACCGGCGGAAACGCCACUCAGCGCUCUUGCUUUGGCUGAGUUGAGCCUCAGGGCAGGGAUUCCUAAGGGAGUCUUCAACGUCGUCACGACCCAGCAUAAGACCCCUGAAGUUGGGAAGAUACUGACCAACAGCUCUAUCGUGCGCAAGAUCUCGUUUACGGGUUCUACAAGGGUGGGCAGGCUACUGAUGAACCAAUCUUCGUCAACACUGAAGAAACUAUCGAUGGAAUUAGGGGGCCUCGCCCCUUUCAUUGUGUUUGAAGACGCUGAUAUAGAUGAAGCUGUCAAAGGCGCCAUCAACUGCAAGUUUCGGGGUUCGGGGCAAACCUGUGUCUGUGCAAACUUCUUUCUGGUUCACAAGACAAUCUAUGAGGCGUUCACUGCGAAGUUCAUUGGUCGAGUGAAAAAGUUUCGCCCUGGUAAUGGGUUUGAUGCGGCUACUACUCAUGGACCUCUUAUCCACGAGGCCGCUGUUGCAAAGGUCAUGUCUCACGUUGAGGAUGCUAAAUCCAAAGGUGGUUUGGUAGCUGUGGGUGGAAACCCUAUGCCGGAACUUGGAAGCAAUUUUUUCCAACCCACGGUGAUAGUGAAUGCAAACAGCGACAUGAUAUUCACACAUGAGGAGACGUUCGGCCCUCUUGCCGGAUUUAUUGCGUUCUCGGACGAACCAGAGGCCAUCAAUAUUGUUAACCGUGCAGAUGUCGGUCUCGCGGGUUACUUCUUCAGCAAGGAUGUUGAACGAUGCUGGAGGGUUGCCGAAAGGCUUGCUGUUGGAAUGGUUGGCGUCAAUACUGGAAUGAUCAGCGAUCCGGCCACCCCAUUCGGUGGCAUUAAGCAGAGUGGUUUCGGCCGAGAAGGAAGCAAAUAUGCGCUUGAUGAAUACACUGUGAUUAAGACAAUAACUUUUGCAACUGGGACUCGUACCUGA